AUGUCUGAUACAGAAAGAACUCCAGUCCUGCAUACAAAAUUGAGAAAGGGAAUGAAAUACAGUGAUGCCACUCAUUCAACUCACAUCCGUCACCUGAUAAUUGAAAAGAGCAAGAACCAGUUGAAAGCUCCAUCAGAAAUUUCCAAGGAGCUCAACAUUCUGCGUUCAACCAUGAACUCAAUAAUUGGAAGAUUUGAGAGAACUGGAAGUGUGGAGUACAAGUCUCUGGGUAGUGAUUUUAGAACAAUUAUCAAAGAUCAUCACAAACAGUUUAUUCUGGAUAUAAUUGAUAGCAACAAUACUAUCACUCUAGCAGAGCUACAGCAAAAGCUACCAAAAGAAAUCUUUUACAGCCAAAACUGUAUUUUUAUCAAUGAGGCUGGCUUUAAUUUUAACUUGGUCAAGGGACGUGCCAGAGUGAAGGCAGAAGAAUAUGCUCUUAUGCCAACAAAAUCCAAAAGAGCCAAAAAUAUAGUGGAAGGUGGAACAGCUGGCCCAAUUUUCAAAGAAUUUGUUCAACAGUUGGUUGAAAAGUUAGAUGCAGUCAAUGCUGAACCAUAUAAUUUUGUUGUGAAUAAUACAAGAAUCUACUACAACUUUGGUCUUAGAGAGUGGUUGGAGCAAAGAAACCUGCACAAGCUAAAGUUUAUUCCUCCUUAUUCUCCUUUCCUUAACCCAGUAGAGAAGUGUUUUUCAAAAUUGAAAAAUUUUGUUAAAAAGCACCCUCUGAAUGGCCAGGAAAUGCUUGUAAAAAGAAUCAAGGAUGGAAACAACACAAUAACCAGGCAAGAUUGCGAAGGUUGGUGCAUUAGUGACGAUUUUUUUGCAGUUGCGUCUAAAUUUUUGUCCUAUACGGCGAAUUUGAUAUGA
Molecule: messenger RNA, 870 nt
Organism: Phycomyces blakesleeanus NRRL 1555(-)
Lineage: Eukaryota; Fungi; Mucoromycota; Mucoromycetes; Mucorales; Phycomycetaceae
Product: Homeodomain-like DNA binding domain-containing transcription factor
Exons: 5
Coding region: 1-870 (289 amino acids)
Biological process (GO): regulation of DNA-templated transcription
Molecular function (GO): DNA binding
Source: RefSeq, a predicted model, not a curated record